This is a messenger RNA of Tachysurus vachellii, 2006 nucleotides long. RefSeq names its product ceramide kinase-like (gene cerkl). The record is from RefSeq and is a predicted model, not a curated record. Lineage: Eukaryota; Metazoa; Chordata; Actinopteri; Siluriformes; Bagridae. The coding region runs from base 95 to 1852 and encodes 585 amino acids. Gene Ontology annotation, molecular function: kinase activity. The transcript is spliced from 13 exons.
GAGGGCUCCGGCCAUGUCGGGAGCGCGCACGCCCAGCUGAUUAGCAACUGUGACGCCAAAACCCAGCCAGUGCUGUGGAUGUUACACUUUAAACAUGUUUGAAUCCCUGAAAAGUGCAAUAAAUGGCCCUAACGCUUGGUCGGAGAGCCGAGAGGAGUUAAAGGAGAAGAAGCAACCGGUGUCCAAGUCUCCUGCGCUUACAGGAAACCGUGUUACGGAAAAGAGGAAGAGGAAGAAGAGGAAGAAGAAACAGCAACAAGCGCAAGAAAGCGAGAAACGCUCCGUUCCAGAGCCCCGGCCCAUCUCCCCCGGGGAAACCCUUUCAGGUCACGGAAGGAAGGAAAAGUCCGGUAACGAAAGUAAACCGAUUGUAAGAGGAAUCUUUCAGAUCGGCAAGAAAAGCCACGACGUGGUUCUCACGUCCACUCGGGUCACGUGGACGCGCAUCCAGCCCGAGAGCCCUGCAGGAGAAGCUUCACAAACGAAGCCUGUCGAGGACUUUGUGGAGUUGAAGGACGUGUUUGCGGUGAAGGUGAAGCGACGGCGUUCGGCCGGUCAGCAGAGCGGAGGCACGCUGCUUGGCAUCACUUUGUUCUUCUGCAAACGCAAAGGAGCUAAACUCAAAGAUGACACCAUCCACCUGGACAACCUGAGUGUGGAUCACUGUGAAAUCUGGUUCAAACAUCUCAAAGAAAUCCUCAACGGUUUUAAGCAUCGUCCCAAGUCUCUGAAGGUCUUUGUGAACCCGAUAAGCUACAAGAAAGAUGCAUACCAUAUCUACAAGGAUCGGGUAGCUCCACUGUUAAAGCUCGCCGAUAUACAGACUGAUGUCACUGUCACAGAGAGAAAAGGCCAUGCUCUGUCCAUCCUGAAGGAGUGCAGCUUGGACCAGUAUGAUGGGGUGGUUUGUGUAGGUGGAGAUGGCUCUGUAGCUGAAGUUGUUCAGGGAUUGUUGCUUCGAGCGCAGAUGGAUGCUGAGAGGGACAGACAAUCCGCCUUCAUGCCCAUCCCAGCAUCGCUUCCUCUAGGUGUGAUACCAGCAGGUUCAGCCAAUGUUGUCGCGUGCUCCGUAAAUGGUGUGAAACAUCCUGUAACUGCAGCACUGCACAUCAUCCUCGGUCACAGACAGCCAGUCGACAUGUGCAGCUUGAGCUCGAUGGGUGUGCUCCUGCAGUUCGGCUUCUGUGUGAUGGUGGGUUUUGGUGGUCAAGCUCUGACUGUGGCGGAGAGACUGAACUGGAUCCCGCCCACACAGAGACAUGAACUCGCUCUCGUCACUGCACUCGCUCAGCUCAGACCUGAAGACUGUGAGUUGUCCUUUAUACCCAGCAGCACUGGAGAAUCAGAUCACACCCAGAGUGAGCUGGAGGAGGACCUAAGUGACGUUGUAGAAGACGCUGACUGGCAGGUCCGCAGAGGUCUCUAUCUCAGCUUGACCAUCACAUCCAUCCCCUGCUUGUGCUCUGUGGCUCCUAAAGGCCUUGCACCGUUCACCAGGCUGAACAACAACAGCAUGGCGCUUACUGCUGUAGCAAACACUUCCAGGUCAGAGUUCAUCAAGCACCUGAAACGCUACAGCAGCUCUAAUAAUCCGUUCAGUUUCUCGUUUGUGGAGGUGCAGCGUGUACAGGCGGUGAAGCUGGGGCCGUGCUCUCGCCAUGACGACGAGCAGCGUGAUUCCAAACACACUGCCAUCAUUCCCUCUGAGGGAACUCUAACCUGGAACAUCGACGGAGAGCUGCUGGAUGUGCAGGGGGAAGUGCUCAUCCGGGUUCAUCCUAAACUCCUGGAACUGUUCGGCACAGACGUUGAGGAAGCAGAGGAGCCGCCAGUUAACUGCAGCUGCAUUUAAUCAUCUACACUGUGUUCCACACAGAGUAGCUCAUGGCUAGGCUGCAUUUUUGGGGCACAUUCGUGCACCUUUGGGGUAAAAGCAGUCCAUUUAGAGCUACAAAUUUAGUUUAGUUUAUUGCUCAGGUAAACCGGUAAACUAGUGAGGAGUUAGC